Messenger RNA from Sungouiella intermedia, 1320 nucleotides. NCBI's taxonomy places the organism in Eukaryota, Fungi, Ascomycota, Pichiomycetes, Serinales, Metschnikowiaceae. The record is from the annotation of a GenBank genome assembly.
AUGUCGGCUAGAAAAAUUUAUGCCCGAACCGUUUACGAUUCAAGAGGAAAUCCUACCAUUGAAGUUAAUCUUUCAACUGAGUUGGGUCAUUUCAGAGCUAUAGUUCCUUCAGGUGCAUCUACGGGAUCUCACGAAGCUUUGGAAUUGAGAGAUGGUGAUAAGUCAAAGUGGCAGGGAAAAGGUGUGUUGAAAGCAGUCAAGAAUGUCAAUGAUGUUAUAGCACCAGCAUUUAUCGAUGCUAAAUUGGAUUUGAAAGACCAAUCCAAAGUUGAUGAAUUCCUACUCUCGUUGGACGGUACAGAGGAUAAAUCCCGUUUGGGAGCAAAUGCUAUCUUAGGUGUAUCUAUGGCGGCAUGUAGAGCAGCAGCUGAAGAGAACAAAAUUCCUUUGUUCAGGCAUAUUGCAGAACUUGUUGGCCUUGAGAAGGAGAAGUUCGUCUUACCAGUGCCAUUCCAGAAUGUCUUGAAUGGGGGUGUUCAUGCCGGUGGUAACCUUGCCUUCCAGGAAUUCAUGAUUGUUCCUUUACACGCCCUUUCUUUCUAUGAAGCAAUGAGAUGGGAUACCGAAGUGUAUCACACAUUGAAAGAUCUUGCAAAGGCUAAAUAUGGAGCUUCAGCAGGAAAUGUUGGUGAUGAAGGCGGUGUGGCUCCCAAUAUUGAUACACCAAGAGAGGCUUUGGAUUUGAUUGUGGCAGCAAUUGACAAGGCUGGCUAUCACGGUAAAAUUGGCAUUGCUUUAGAUCCAGCCUCGUCUGAAUUUUUCAAAGACGGUAAGUAUGAUUUGGACUUCAAGAAUCCUACACCGAAGGAAAGCAACAAAUUAACUGGUCAACAAUUGGGAAGCCUUUACCUCGAAUUACUCAGUGAGUAUCCAAUUGUUUCGCUUGAAGACCCCUUUGCUGAAGACGAUUGGGAGUCGUGGUCUGACUUCCUUCCUAGGCUCAAAGAUGCAUUACCAAUUAUUGCUGACGACUUGACAGUAACAAAUACCAAACGUAUUCAAAGAGCCAUUGAUUCUAAUGCUGCAAAUACUUUGCUAUUGAAAGUUAAUCAGAUUGGAACAAUCAGUGAAGCUUUAAGUGCUGCUAAAUUGGCUUACGCAAACAGAUGGGGAGUACAAGUAUCCCAUAGAUCUGGUGAGACCGAAGACACUUUUAUAGCAGACUUGGCUGUUGGGUUGAGAACAGGUCAAAUCAAGACGGGUGCACCAGCUAGAUCAGAACGUGUUGCUAAACUCAAUCAAUUAUUGAGAAUUGAAGAUGAUUUAGGGGACCAUGCCAUUUAUGCGGGUGUGAACUUUAAGCAAGGCUGGGCUUUGUGA